Vicia villosa (hairy vetch) is the source of this 909-nucleotide messenger RNA. RefSeq lists its product as uncharacterized. The transcript has a single exon. Bases 1 to 909 code for a protein of 302 amino acids. Lineage: Eukaryota; Viridiplantae; Streptophyta; Magnoliopsida; Fabales; Fabaceae. The record is from RefSeq and is a predicted model, not a curated record. Gene Ontology annotation, molecular function: RNA-DNA hybrid ribonuclease activity; nucleic acid binding.
AUGAUAUUGUACAUUUCAGCGUCAAAAUCGACACUGGGCAGCAUGUUAGCCCAAGAUGAUGAGAAUGGUGUUGAAAAAGCCAUUUACUACCUCAGUAGAGUGUUAAAUGAUGCUGAAACUAGGUGUAAUGCUAUCGAGAAGUUGUGUUUGUGUUUAUACUUUUUUUGUAAUAAACUCAAACAUUAUAUAAAGCCAGUUGGAGUUUUUGUUUAUUCUCAUUUUGAUGUUGUUAAGCAUAUGCUGUCAAAACCUAUCUUACACAGUCGAAUAGGUAAGUGGGCCUUAGCAUUAACUGAAUAUUCACUUAUAUAUGUCCCUUUAAAAGCAGUCAAAGGACAAAUUACUGCUGACCCUUCAGUGGUCGACGUGACUAAAGCCUAUGUAGGCACAAGAUCUUGGAAGUUAUAUUUUGAUGGGUCUAAGCAUAAACAAGGAACUGGUGUAGGUAUUUUUAUUGUGUCACGAGAUGGAAUCCCUAAUAGGUUCAGGUAUAAAAUUAAGGGCGACUACUCUAAUAGUGAGGCCAAAUACGAAGCCUUAAUCAUUGGGCUUCAAAUAAUGUUGGAUGUGGACAUCAAAGAUGUGGAUAUUAGAGGAGAUUCAGAAUUGGUGGUAAAACAAGUGACCAAAGAAGAUAAAUGUGUCAAGGGGAAUUUAGUAAGAUAUAUCGCCAAGGCAUUAUCUUUGGUAAGCAAAUUUGAUAAUACGACCAUCAGACAUGUUAAGUGUGUUGACAAUACAGAGGCUAAUGACUUAGCCCAAUUAGCCUCAGGGUAUAAUAUUUUGAAAGACCAAUUAGAGGAAUUCAUACAGGUCAAAGAAAAGUUGGUUUCUCAAGAAGUACCAAUAGCAAAAACUAGGGAGGACCUAUUACAAACCCCUGAUUUGUUAAAUUAUGAAUGUUUAUGA